AUGAAGUGGCGGUGGAGAUUUCGACAUCAACAUUCUCAGCUUUGGGCCGACGUGGUGAAUGCAAUUCAUGGGAGCAGUUCUAAUGAAGAUGGCAUCCCUCUGAAGAAGGAGAUUACAGGUAUUUGGAAGGAUCUUGUUUUGGCUCGAAAUGAUUUGUCGAAGGCUGGUGUAACUGAACCAGAGAAAUUGGGUUUGGUUAAUGUAAAUGGGCAGGUUUUAUUCUCAGUUGCAGCUUUCAGAGAGGCUAUAGCGGAGAGGAUAGGUGUGAAGGUCGAGGUGGGACGAUUCGAAUGGAUUGCCUGGGCGCCGCAAAAGGUUUAUUUUUUUGUGUGGAGGAUUUUAAAUGAAGGUAUUGCAGUUAAAACAAAUUUGGAUAGGAGGGGGGUAUUUGUAGAAGAUAAAAUGUGUGUUUUAUGUGGAUAUAGUAUUGAUUCAAUGGAACAUCUGAUGUUUUUAUGUCCUACUGCAUGUGCUGUAUGGUGGAACAUAUGGGUGUGGAUUAAAAUUCCUACAAAUGUGCAAAUUGUUUCAACUAUGGAUCUGCUAGAGUGGCUAUUUAAUUUAAACGGGUCAGCUAUUUGGAAAAAAGUAAUCCUAGUUAUUUCUUUCGCGACUUUGUGGAUUAUAUGGAAAACGAGAAACGAACGGAUUUUUGACGGAAAGCAAAGUCGGGUGGAAGUUAUGGUGGACAAGACUAAAGAGGAGUCGUUUCAAUGGAUAAAAUAUAGAUCCCCUUAUGUGAGCCUUGAUUGGGAGAGAUGGAGAGAUUUCAAUGUACGUGAUAUAAUUAUCUAA
Molecule: messenger RNA, 795 nt
Organism: Helianthus annuus (common sunflower)
Lineage: Eukaryota; Viridiplantae; Streptophyta; Magnoliopsida; Asterales; Asteraceae
Exons: 1
Coding region: 1-795 (264 amino acids)
Source: RefSeq, a predicted model, not a curated record